AGAUGCGACGCUGCAUGAUAAGCCCUGUCUGGCCGGAACUGGGGACGGCGGCAAAAAAAUGUUAUAAGGAAAGGUGCUCCGGAACAGUACGUGACCUACAGUGAGUGUUGCGGCGUCGCCGCGAACAACUGGUACUGUGAAUACCGAUAUCAUUCCGCCCUGGUGCUUACGCCAUCAAUAUGAAAACCAGCCUCAAUCCGCUUAUCCUUCUGGUGGUAGCUUGCAUUGCAAUUGGACCAGGUGUCGAUGGAAUAACAUGCGAACCGGCAUUUGCCGCAAGAUGGUUUCCUGGCGGCCGGGCGCUGCAUUGCCAUUACCGAUGUGCAUGGUCCAUACGAAACUACGGACUAGAAGAGGAUGGCACACCAUGUAUCAUUACGUUUAGUAGCUAUGGAGUGUGCCACAAGGGACAUUGCGUGAAGAAUCCGCCUCCUACACCAGCACCACCGGUUCCCGAGGACGCGACCACCCGUGUGCCAAGUACAGCGAGAACGGACACUAGGACAACGGUGGUGUCCUCAACGAGCACAACCACGGGUCCACGAUCACCUUCUGUUGCAGUCACGCCGGGUAACAGCUAUACGACCGCGGAAUUUACAUCAACUGGGACGGGAAGGGUAACAGCGACGAGACAGUCUACAAGCGCUUCUACAGACACGCACGGUGACCAGAUUACGACCACCACGACACCUACAGUUUCACAGCCCAAAGAAUAUACACCUACACGAAGGCAAAGGGUAACAGUUACAAGACACUCUACAAGCUCUUCUACAGACACGCACGAUGACCAGAUUACGACCACCACGACACCUGCAGUUUCACAGCCCAAAGAAUACACACCUACACGAAGGCAAAGGGUAACAGUGACAAGACAGCCUACAAGCACUUCUACAGCCACGCCCGGUGACCAGAUUACGACCACCACGACACCUGCAGUUUCACAGCCCAAAGAAUACACACCUACACGAAGGCAAAGGGUAACAGUGACAAGACAGCCUACAAGCACUUCUAUAGCCACGCCCGGUGACCAGAUUACGACCACCACGACACCUGCAGUUUCACAGCCCAAAGAAUACACACCUACACGAAGGCAAAGGGUAACAGUGACAAGCCACUCUACAAGCUCUUCUACAGACACGCACGGUGAACAGAUUACGACCACCACGACACCUGCAGUUUCACAGCCCAAAGAAUACACAGCUACACGAAGGCAAAGGGUAACAGUGACAAGACACUCUACAAGCACUUCUACAGCCACGCCCGGUGACCAGAUUACGACCACCACGACACCUGCAGUUUCACAGCCCAAAGAAUACACACCUACACGAAGGCAAAGGGUAACAGUGACAAGACAGCCUACAAGCACUUCUAUAGCCACGCCCGGUGACCAGAUUACGAUCACCACGACACCUGCAGUUUCACAGCCCAAAGAAUACACACCUACACGAAGGCAAAGGGUAACAGUGACAAGCCACUCUACAAGCUCUUCUACAGACACGCACGGUGAACAGAUUACGACCACCACGACACCUGCAGUUUCACAGCCCAAAGAAUACACAGCUACACGAAGGCAAAGGGUAACAGUGACAAGACACUCUACAAGCUCUUCUACAGACACGCAUGGUGACCAGAUUGCGAGCACCACGACACCUGCGGUUUCACAGCCCAAAGAAUACACACCUACACGAAGGCAAAGGGUAACAGUGACAAGACAGCCUACAAGCAGUUCUACAGACACGCCCGGUGACCAGAUUACGACCACCACGGCACCUGCAGUUUCACAGCACCAAGAUUAUACACCUACUACAAGACAAUGGGUAACAGCGAGAAGACAGCACACAAGUACUAGAUUGCCGGUAGAAGGAGCCACAUCUGAGGCACAAUUCACGAGCACGCGAUCACCUAAAUGGCCGAAGUACCCUGGAUUCCAAUUCACCACCCAGGAAACAACUUCACGCGGCCCAGAUGGCACGACGAGCUAUUAUGACGAUGGCAACUCCGACAAGCAAACACUUCCAACGAGAUACGGUCCCCGGCCCACGCGGAAGCAGGUAGAAAUCACUACACGUGACGCAGACGGCACGACGAACUAUUAUGACGAUGACAACUCCAACAAGCGAACACUUUCAACGAUCCUCGGUACUCGAUCUACGCAAAAGCUGGUCGAGUCCAGUACAGAGCGGGCAAUUAGUUCAGGCAAAGCCUACACUGGCGAACACUAUCGAGACUUCGUUUUUUAAUGGAAACUUUUUUUUAUAUGUUUCGCGCCCAAAUGGAUCAGAGAAAGCUGUCUUCCUACAUAAGUGCAUGGCAUGAGACUGAUGUACAUUUGUUUGUGCAGGAGAUUUCUCGCUCGUCUACACGUUACACAUUUACAUUAUAUGGAAUUUACAUUUUUUGUGUUUUUUUUUUCGCUGUAGCAAGUCAUGAAAGUACGUGCAUGCAUCGUGAAUGGCGCGAUUUCGCAAAUAAAUUUCGCAAAUAAUAAUAAUUUCGCAAAUAAAUAAUUUCGCAAUUGAUAA
Molecule: messenger RNA, 2522 nt
Organism: Ornithodoros turicata
Lineage: Eukaryota; Metazoa; Arthropoda; Arachnida; Ixodida; Argasidae
Product: mucin-2-like
Exons: 4
Coding region: 180-2240 (686 amino acids)
Source: RefSeq, a predicted model, not a curated record